Molecule: messenger RNA, 5839 nt
Organism: Crotalus tigris (Tiger rattlesnake)
Lineage: Eukaryota; Metazoa; Chordata; Lepidosauria; Squamata; Viperidae
Product: substance-P receptor-like
Exons: 5
Coding region: 10-1227 (405 amino acids)
Biological process (GO): positive regulation of flagellated sperm motility; G protein-coupled receptor signaling pathway
Cellular component (GO): plasma membrane; sperm midpiece
Molecular function (GO): substance P receptor activity
Source: RefSeq, a predicted model, not a curated record
GCGGCGGGGAUGGAGGCGAGCGCGGCGGCGGCGGCGGCGGCCAACGGCUCAGACGGCGGCGAGGCGGGCAACCCCUUCGAGCAGCCGGCCUGGCAGGUCGCGCUGUGGUCGGCGGCGUACGCGCUGGUGGUGCUGGUCUCGGUGGUGGGCAACCUGGUGGUGAUCUGGAUCGUGCUGGCCCACCGGCGGAUGCGCACCGUCACCAACUAUUUCCUGGUCAACCUGGCCUUCGCCGAGGCCGCCAUGGCCGCCUUCAACACGCUGGUCAACUUCACCUACGCCGCGCACAACGUCUGGUACUACGGGCUGGCCUACUGCCGCUUCCAGAACUUCUUCCCGGUGGCCUCCGUCUUCGCCAGCAUCUACUCCAUGACGGCCAUCGCCGCCGACAGGUACAUGGCGAUUAUUCAUCCUCUGCAACCAAGGCUAUCGGCCGCAGCCACCAAGGUUGUCAUCUGUGUUAUAUGGGUGUUGGCUUUGCUACUCUCCUUCCCUCAAGGAUACUAUUCCACCACAGCGGAGCUGCCUGAGCGAGUGGUGUGCUUUGUCGAAUGGCCGCAAAACCAGACCCAGGUCUCUCCAAUCACGUAUCAGAUCUGCAUGACUAUUCUAGCCUACAUCUUGCCUCUCAUAAUGAUAGGCUAUGCCUAUAUUAUGGUGGGCAUUACCCUAUGGGCCAGUGGAAUACCAGGGGACUCUUCGGACCGCUACCAUGAACAAGUGUCUGCCAAGCGCAAGGUUGUCAAGAUGAUGAUCAUUGUGGUUUGCACCUUUGCCAUUUGCUGGCUGCCUUACCAUGUCUACUUCCUCCUACAACUGUUCAACGGUGAGAUGUUCUCAGAAAAAUACAUCCAGCAGGUCUACCUGGCUAUCCUGUGGCUGGCCAUGAGCUCCACUAUGUACAACCCAAUUAUUUACUGUUGUCUCAAUGACAGGUUCCGGGUGGGCUUCAAGCGGGCCUUCCGGUGGUGCCCCUUCAUCAAUGCCAGCGAAUAUGAAGGACUGGAAAUGAAGUCAGCGAGGUACCUGCAGGCCCAGAGCAGCAUGUACAAGGCCAGCCGGAUGGAGACGACGGUCUCUUCAGUCACUGCCCAUCCAGAGGAGGAACUGGAUGAUGGCAGCAGACCCAGGCGCCCCUCUGUUGAUCUGACCUCCAACGGCUCUUCCCGCAGUGACACAAAAACCGUCUCGGAGAGCCUGAGCUUCUAUUCCAAUACGCUUCCCUGAGCAAACUCACAACUUAACCACAGUGACACCAUUUCCAUCCUUCUAAUGAAGCCACAACCCCCAACAAUCAGAUCUUUCCUGUGACUGGCCAGGGAGCUUUCCUUCUCGUUCCAACGGGUUCUGCCUGAUGUUGCUGUUCUCCACUCAUAAGAGGAUUCCUGGUCACGGAUCCUGUGUAUUCCUCCCACCUGCUCUUUCCUCCUCCCUAUGUCCAGGAUGUUUAGGUCCUCUGGUCAUCUUCUCUCCAUCAAGUUGCCAUUGUGGAAGGAGCGAAUGUGACUGAAAUGUGUUUGGGAGUUUUUGGAGGGGCGCAAAUGAAAUGUGUACAAAGUUGCAGUUUAAACAUUAAUUCUUCUUGGAACUUAAUUCAAAAUCCAUUUCUACAACAGAACAUUUGAAUUUAUAACAUUUUUAAUACUAUUUUGUUCCAUUAGUGGACUUUCAGUUACUUUCCUUGAGUAACUGGUAUACUUCCAGGAUCACUUUUCUUCCAUCCGUUCAUCACUGUGUUUUACCAGGGUUGGGGAGAGGUCCUUGACCACCUCUAGUGAGGUGAAUUAAUUCUAUUUGAGGAGCUCUGCCUUUACCACAAGAUAUGGUUCAAGGCUGUGCUCAACAUUUUCUUAGUGCUUAGUCCCUUCAGUGCAAAUAUUAGAACAAUUAAAUGUAGAUAACCACAAGAAGAAAGGUUCAACUGUUUUCUAUUGGCAAGAAAAUUUUCUUCUUCUUUCAUAGGAAAAGGAUAGCCCAUGCAUAGCAGCCCUACAGCCAUCCACCCAAACCAUCAUCUGGGAUGUUCCAGAAUCUCCCAACAUGACCAUGUGAAUUGGCCAUAACAUGCUUGAAACUUCCUUGAAGUUUGCGGAUUACGUGACUAGCAAAGCAGAGAAGAGGGAAGGGCUGUCACCUGUCUACCUGCAAGCAUCAGGAAUGAUGCCUUUUUGCAACCAACUCAGUUUGAGCAGCUGGCAAAGGACCAAAAUGAAUGUAAUGUGAUUGUAAUGCAGAGCCUGUUUUAGAAAUUUCGAGGCUACAGGAGACACCUGAAAUCUCUCACCAUGGCCGAAGUGCUGCGUCAGCUCAUUCUUAUAAAAGUGACAAUAGCACAAUAUUAACUCUGUUACACAGAAGAGAGUAGGAUGAACACUUGCCCAAACCAGUAUGAAAAAUCUUCACUAACAAGAUUACAAACAAGAGUCAGUGGUUCCAUUACCUGCCAUCUUUGAACAUAUGUCUGGCUGCAUCUAUCUACAAUAUCUUUAUAACAAAACUCUUGUGCGGCAGAAUAUUUUUCAUUGUGUACUAUGUUGUGCAACCACAUAGCAGCUAGGAGGUAAUUUCUGACUGUCCUGAAAAAUGUUACAACCCUGUUUUCCGCAGACACAUAGCUGAGCCCAACAGUUGUCCAAAAACUCCUGCAGUAUUUCCACAACUGCCAAAAGGUCAAUGUCAUGGAACAGCAUGUUGCCCAUUCCAUCUGCAUCAAGGUCCUCUUGCAAACAUGCAAUAAAGAAAAUGAUUAAGUCCAUACCAUAAUACAGGCCAGAGACUGCAUUGAUCGUACUUGAUGUCCUUGGGCAGAGCUGGGCUGUGUAUCCAUUUCUUGUGUUUCUUGAUUUCUCAGCAACUUUUAUUUCCACCGUCUUCCAGAUUCGCUGCAGGUCUUGGAAGAGGGCAUCACCAUCUUACAGGGGUUAGCCUUCUUUCUCUUGAGCGAUUUCAGUUAGUGUUCAGAGGUGAGACAUUUGUAAGGUGCCUCAAGCUCAAAGCUCUUCAUCCUUACAGAUGAACCUGCUGGAUGAGUUUGGGAUUUGGUAUCAUCAGGAGGAGGAUGAUAUCCAACUACACAUCUCAACUGUGGACUAUUCAAGUUGAAGCCUCCAGACAAAUCCCAAGCUAGGAUUUGAUGGUGAAAAAAAGCUCAGGCUCAACCCUGACAAGACUGGGUGAUCAGGAAUAUUUGGAGCCCCUGGUACUGGUGGCUUUUGAUUUGUAGCCUUGAUAAGGCUCUAUUUCCCCAUUUCAGAUUGAUGUACAACUUGGGGUCUUCUGCAACGCACUCUGCAUGGGGCUGCUGUUGAAGAUCAGCCAUUGGUCCAGAACAGGGACUAAAUCAGCCCGAGCCAGGUAUUCCUUGUGAGGAAGGACAGGGCAGCCUCCUUGCCAACAGCCUUGCAGAUCUCUUCUGAGCUUCUCUCCGCUCCACUCUCUGUGCUCUCGAAUCUGGUGGGUGAGGCAGCGGUUCCUCAUCAGAGGGGAUCUGCUGCCUCCCAUCACCACUGCCUGUAUGCAGCCCAUCCUCCCCUGCAUCUGUGAAGGCAGGCAGGCAGGCAGUUCCCUGUCCAAUAGGCCCCCUCCCCCACUGCCAGAGGGGCCUGGGACAGCUCCAUCCCCAGCCCCUGGUCUCUCCAGACAUUCCAGGGGACACAGGGAUGCCUGUCAGAUGGUCCCGGUCCCAACUCCUCCUGCAAAUCAGGAUCUGAUGGGGGACGUGACAGGCAGUGAAAGAGGUCACGUUUCAUCCAGGAAGCCCCAAGUGAGCAUUUUUACCCAGACCCCAGAGUCUCAAGCCCAUGUUUGCUGAUUCCUGCAGCUGUACCAGAAGUGCCAGAAUUUUUAUUCUUGCCAUUUGAGUCACGUUCCGUGCGAUGCUCAGAACAAAUUACCGCACAUAUUCAAAAUAUGAAUAUGUGUGUUUACAUAUUGUCCCAACUUGUCACCAUGUUUUUGCUCAACUUUCUGGAUUGCCUCAUAAGUCACUCUGCUCAUAUUAUUUCAAGAUUGCUUCAUUUGCACAGCCUCUCCUGUCCUUCCAGAUGGAUGGCAGGUUCUCAUUAAUACUAACGAGGGCUCUAACCUGGGGGAGCUGUUGGAGAAUUGAUUACUUAUCACACACACACACACACAGAGAGAGAGAGAGAGAGAGAGAGAGAGAGAGAGAGAGAGAGAGAGAGAGAGAGAUUGAAAGGCACCGUCUUCUAGUACAAGCAGAAGCUUGUUCCCAUAUUUGAGUUAGCCCCAGAUAUUUUCACGAAUGGUGGGGGGCAGGGGGGCAGUUUGCCCCUUUCUGCUGAGCAUAGAAAGGCUCGUUGCUGUUGCUAACGUCCAUUGCCUCUGCUGUCCUGCUUCGACAAGUGCCUGUAAGUCGUGGAUCCCACACACAAAAGUGUUUUUCAGGGGAGAAGUGCAGAGCAGCAGAACUGUGUGCAGCCAGGGAGCUUUUUGAUUUUCAUGGAAAAUAUGCCACUCUUGUUUUGUUUUCAAACUCCAAUAAAGUGGUUCACAAGCAUAACAAAGGGGGAGAAGCACUUAGAAGAGGCAUUGUUUGAAAAAACCAGAUAAGACAACAGGCAUGGUCAGAACAGACAUGAAGAAAGCAGGGAAGGAUGUACAGAAGUCAACACUGCAGAUGAAUGCAGAAGUCAAGAUGCAGUUGAGUUCCCACCCUUUUUUGCCAUGGAAGGAAACCAGCUAAACUUUUCAAAUCCUCCCUGUCAGUGUCCCUGCUGUGGUAUAAUCCAUAAUAGGGUGGCAGAACGGUUGGGCUGUUUCAAGGCAUGUGUUGUGUUGCCUCACGCUUAGCUGCACUUAACCCACUUAACUGCAAGCCUAGUUUGAAAAUAUAUAUGUUAUAUUGACUUCAAAUGUGUUAUAAGUCUACCCAAGGUGGUUUUAACCUAAUACAAUGUGUUGUGUGAAACCAGUUGGAAUAGCAAGGUGAUUUUUCUUGUCUUUCAAUAAUCUGAACAGGAGAAUUUUUUUGGUAUAAUUUUCAUUUUACUGUAAUAGUAAUGAUUGCUAAAGGGACACAGGUGAAAGCUACAGAUGAAAAAUAUUACAUAUUGGGAUCAUCUCAAUCCCAGCUUCACAGAAUGAGAAAGUCUUCUUUAAAAAAAAAAAAAAGUCCCAUCUGGCUACUUGUAGAUUUCAUUACCAUAUCAUUAGCUAUUUUUGAACGUACCAGCUUUUUGAAUCAACUGAUGCUGUGUAGAAAAAGGUGCAAAGGAAACAAUCAGACAUCCUCUUGCAAAUAAGAUUUCAUUAAAAUUGUUUACAUAGUCGCUUAGUCAUUUUCAGGGGAGGAAGAACCUUUGAAGAGCUAAAGAGGCAUUGCGAUUCCAGGCACAACAGAAUAACUCAAGCAACAUGACUGAAAAAGAGAACAGCUUAUUUGUUCUCUGGGAGACAAGAUGCAUUAAAUCAUUUCAGGUAAUCAACUCAAGGUUUCUUGCCCAGUGUGAGCAACCUCCUCCAUCACCCCUUCCUCGCUAGGCAGGUUACAAUAAUGCACCCAGGUGGGUCUGCCUGUGGCCUGCACUGAGUGGCAAUUUCAGCUGCUUUUUCAAUGCUACAAGAUAACUAAAGUGACAUUUAUAUUAAGCCAGAACCCAGACAAGGUUAUAUUCUCUCUGAGGUCUGCAAACAGCCCCUUUGGACAGAGGGGAAACCAUGUAGGCCUAAAUAAAUAAAUAAAUAAGCAAGCAACUUCACAGUUUAGGACGACUCCUACAAAAGAGCUGAUAUGGUUCUCAUCAUAUCAAUUGGGAAAAAAACAGACCCAGGAAACUACAGACCAAUCAGCCUAACAUCAAUACCUGGGAAGAUCCUGGAA